Messenger RNA from Punctularia strigosozonata HHB-11173 SS5, 2940 nucleotides. RefSeq lists its product as uncharacterized. The record is from RefSeq and is a predicted model, not a curated record. The transcript is spliced from 9 exons. Bases 1 to 2940 code for a protein of 979 amino acids. Lineage: Eukaryota; Fungi; Basidiomycota; Agaricomycetes; Corticiales; Punctulariaceae.
AUGACGAAGAAGCGAGUCUUCACUGACGCGGAGGAGGAGUGGAUGGAGAGUCACAUGGACGAUUACCGUGACAACUCGUCACAACGCAACCUUGACGAUUGGUUCCUUACCUUGGCGCCCCUCUGGUUCGCGUCAUUUCCUGAGCCGCCCACGGCCCAGGAGCUUGCAAGCUGUGGCGGUAAUCUCGGGGAGGCGAUGGCGCACCCAGACUGCGUCCAGCGCCAUUCGAGCCGCAUGGAUCAAGUCCGAAAUUGGUUUGGCAACAACUGCAGGGUUCGCGCGUCCGGUCCCGCCAUAGCCGGUUUAGCGCGUCCGGUCCGAUCUCGCAUUCUCCAGCCUCAGCAAAAACCAAAAAAACCUCAGCUUUACCAAGCCUGGAUCCAUGUCGCCUUGUCUCAUCCGGAGACGAGAGCCGUUUUUGACGCGGCUUGGGAAGCAGCGAAGAAAUCUGGGUGGUCGAAGAAAAAUUCGCUCAAAUUCCAACGCCAGUUCGCCGAGGAGAGAAUCCCGACGACCGACGCCGACACCAUGCGUGCUGUGAACGAAUAUCACAACAGCGGCUAUCUAUUGAAAAACCAAGCCCUUAUCAGUUUUGACGACAAUGCUGAGGAAGCAAGAUAUCAGCAGGCUCUCGCCAAGCAGGAGGCUCUCAAUAAUCUUCCUUUCACGUUGAUGAAAAUGGCCGACAGCUGGUCUCUCGAAACCGGAUGGCACAUCUCAAUCAUCGCAGGUGGCCCCUUGCCCACGCUAGGUGGCAAGAUCAGGACGCUAUACUAUGGCUCGGGUAAGAACCGCCAGGGUAAAGAAUUUUCGGCAGCCAACCCCGCGUUCAAGGAUCAAUUUGAGGGCGCAUUUGCCGCGUUCUGUGACGGAUCGUGGACUAACGCACAAUGUGCGGAGUUGGAUAUUCGGCCUAAGGAGGAGCGCAACUCCCCUGUCGAUGCGGGAGCUUCAUCCUCGUGCAAGGCGGGUAGUCCAGCGCUCGACACAUCUCCAGUAUCUACCCCUCCAGGAUCCUCUCCGCCCGCUUGUGCCAUCUCCACCGCCAAAGCUCCUGCUGUGGUUACCAACGAGCGCGAGCCGGCUCCGGCCAUCACAGCUACCACCGAGUCCUCACCAGCCCCUGUUGAUGUUACCACCGAGUCUGCUCCACCAUCCGACAGGACUACCGCCAGGUCUCAGUCAGAUGCCGCCCCGACUCCCCGGUCCUCACCAGCUCCCGCCACGACUACUGCCAUCGAACCAGUUCUCGCCGCGACUGCCCUCGGUUCCCCACCGGCUCCUGCCGCGACUGCCCCCGGGCCCCCACUAGCUCCCGCCGCGACUGCCCCGAGUUCCCCACUGGCUCCGGCCGCGACUGCCCCGAGUUCCCCACUAGCUCCCGCCGCGACUGCCCCGAGUUCCCCACCGGCUCCGGCCGCGACUGCCCUGGGUUCCCCACCAGCUCCCGCCGCGACUGCCCUGGGUUCCCCACCAGCUCCCGCCGCGACUGCCCUGGGUUCCCCACCAGCUCCCGCCGCGAAUACCGCCGGGUCCCUAGCAGCGCCCGCCGUGCCUACCGCUGAGGUUGAACCAGGUCCCGUCGCGGCUACUGCCGAGUUCGCGCCUGCUCCCAUUGUGCCUUUCAUCGAUAACGGACCACCUCUGCCCCAGGCUUCCGACUAUAUAUUUCCUCCCAUUGAUGGCAUCGCCCCUGUCUCUGGCACUGCUCAAGCUGCCUUGGGCACUAUUCCUCAUCUUGGACUCCCCGCUCGCCAGGUUCUGCAACCCCUGAAUGUUGAUAUGACUUACCAAAACGCUGAACAGUUUCCGUAUCCGAACACCACGAAUUUUGACAUCAUGGAUCCAACAGCUUUCAAUUCCGCUUACCCUCAAGGUUAUAUGGACCAGUUCAAUGCUCUUGCUAUGUUCCCCCAAGAUUUCAGUUACAUGGACGCACUUCUUGCAUUGCCAGAUGUCCCUGAGCAUCCGAUCGGGCCUGUAGUAGCUCUCCAUCCUCCGAAUGCAUCCGUACCUGAUACCCUUGCCCUGCUGCCGUCUGCUUCACCCGUCGCUCCCACCACUUCAGAGUCAUCUACCAUCACGCCAAAUGCCGCAGAGUCGACGUUGUCCGCCCCUCAUGUCGAUUGUAACCAGGGUGCUGACGAGGGCACGGCGGCUAAUGAUUCCACUGCGGCCAACACCCCACCGUCAGCAACUACCUCCCCGAGUCCCAGCACUGCCCCCGUACUCACGUCCGUGCGCGCGUCAAAACGGACACCCAAAAUCAAGAUCAAUGGAAAUGGGUUCGUUGUUGACUUCUCGCUGUCGACCGCCGAUCUCGUGAAGCACAUCCGGGCGUCAUCGGACCUGCCCGACUAUUUCGUGGACACGAUUGCCUUUGUCACAGAUUCCACCUCACAGGCCGACUUUCACGCCAUGCUUCGCGCUUUUAUAUUGUUCGAAGCCAAGGGGCGCUUCGAUAGUCGGAAGGGAAGCACGACGUCCGCGAUGCGACCGUCAUUGACCACCAAGUGGCUCUCGACGAAGCGGACAGACUACACAGUCGUCAGUACGGAUCCCGCCGGCGACCUACAGGCCUGGUUUGGGUGGUGGACUGCGCUUCAACCCGAGUGGCGACGGCGAGUUGCCACAUCGCUCUCCCGCGAGGCUCCGGCCAACGCCGCCUCGGACUUUCCGGAGAUCAAGACUGGAAAGAACGGGGUGGUUGCAGUUCUUUUGACUUUGGUUUGGAUUUUCCUUGGUGCUUCGGCGCAAGGCGACUCAACGGUCUGCAACCGAGUCACCCAAGCGGUUGAUGAUGUCACAUGGACGCUCACCAUGGUAACGCAAGGGCGCGGGGAGAUUGAACCCGCGAAACGGCCUCGCAAGCGAGCGGCCCCUACUAAUAACGAGAACGUGAAACCUACAAAGAAGAGGCGCGAAUCUCGUUCCACAUAA